Molecule: messenger RNA, 990 nt
Organism: Adineta steineri
Lineage: Eukaryota; Metazoa; Rotifera; Eurotatoria; Adinetida; Adinetidae
Source: the annotation of a GenBank genome assembly
AUGUCGAAUAUAAAUAUUAGUUUAAAUCUUAAUAUUUCUUCAACAUCUUCUCAAGAUAUUAUACCACCAAUUCUAAAAUUUUGGUUAUAUUUAAUUUUUCAUAUUCCAUCAUUUUUUUGUACAUUAUUUGUACUUUAUCAUCUUCUUUUUGAUCGAACACUUCGCCGGUCUCUUAAUAAUCAUGUUAUUAUUGUUUUACUAUUUACCGUACUUUUUUGUGAAGUAACAAAUUAUCCAUGGAUGCUUUACUAUUAUUAUCAUACUACUUGGCAAAAACCAUAUGUUUUUUGUGUGGUUUGGGGUUUUAUUGAUUGGGCAGUUUAUAUGUUACAAUUACUACUUUUUGCUUGGGCAUCAAUUGAAAGACAUAUUCUUAUUUUUCAUGAUCAAUGGGUAUCAACAAAACGGAAACGUUUUUGGAUACAUUAUUUUCCUUUAAUUUUUAUUCUUCUUUAUUGGUUUAUAUUCUAUACAUUUGUUUAUUUUUAUCCAACAUGUCAAAAUCAAUAUGAUAGUACAAAUAUGAUCUGUAUGGAUGCUUGUUUAUUUGACAUAUUUUCAUUUCGUGCAUUUGAAACAUUUGUUAAUAAUAUAAUUCCUAGUUUAACUAUUGUUAUCUCUAGUGUUCUUUUACUUCUACGAGUUUUUAGACAAAAAUAUCGUAUGUGUCAACAAAUACAAUGGCGAAAACAUCGGAAAAUGACAAUUCAAUUAUUAUGGAUUGCAGUUCUCUAUCUUCUUAUUACUUCUCCAUGGGCAAUCAUUAUUUUCUUACGUUUAUGUGGUUUACCGCCUAAUAUUGGUGCUGGUUUUGAAAAUAUUGCCGUCUUUCUUAGUUAUUAUAUAGUACUUCUUUUUCCAUUUGUUUCUCUUCUAUCAUUACCUGAACUUUAUAAUAAAUUAAAGAAAAUUUGCCAUCGACAACCACGACAAAAGCGUAUUAAACGUGAACCAAUACCUGCAAGAAAUAAUCAAGUUACUCCAUUAUAG